GGCCCAUGAACGAGAAGAAAACAGGCCUAAUCUCCUGCGGAAAAACGUAGAUGACAAUUCGUUGAGUAAUGAAGUUGUGGCAUGUGUUUCACGGCGAUAAAUCCGUUCUUAUCGAGAGCGACAUCGUCAUCACGAGCAUUUCCUCGACCAUCACGUCGUCUCCGAGUUCGCCGAAAAGACUAAAAUUCCUCUACCAUUCCUCUCCCAUCAAACGAACCCAAAACCCUGUAAAUAACCCCGAAAACAUCGACUAGAAACUAGAAAAAAAAAUUUACAAAAACACACAAAAUGGACGCGCCUCACUUUUCUCCGAGUCUAUUAAGCGAAUUAAGUUCAAACGAAUAUCCGAAAGCAAUACUAAACAAUGCGUAUUUUGGUUCGAUACCGACAGACAAUAUUAUUAACGUAACGUAGUAUUUUUAGGAAGUAUAUUUACGCCGAAUUAUUCACCAAAAAAAAUUUGUUGAUUAAUCGAUUGAAUAGCUAUAUAAAA
Phyllotreta striolata is the source of this 493-nucleotide messenger RNA. The record is from the annotation of a GenBank genome assembly. Lineage: Eukaryota; Metazoa; Arthropoda; Insecta; Coleoptera; Chrysomelidae.